UUGCACACGUUUCAAAUAUCAGAAUCAAAUGACAUUUUUCGUUUCAAAACAUGUGUAGUUUGUUUUAGACAUCUGACAUUAUAAUGUAUACAAAGACAUUAAUACUUUCCCAUUGAAUUGCAGAUCAUGUGAAUUGACGUACAUUGGACCAUUGUAACAACUGGGAAAUAUGGCGACGGGUCGUGAUCGUCCAUUGUACGUAUGGAUUACGGGAUUUUCCAUUUCCGGUGUGAUCUUCUUGGUCGGACUUAUUGUGUUUUUGGUUUACGGAUGUAAGCGAUGGAAGGAAAACAAACAAUUAAAACUGCGCAGAAUGGAGCUGGAAAGUGAAAUGGCGAUAAACAUAGACAAACAGGAAGUGAAAGCUGGUACUUCCGGUCACACAUUUCGAGGCAGCUCACGUGUGGGUGUUAUUAAUAGCAAAGAAUCUCAAGUUGUGGCUCCAUCGGAUAGUACAGUUGAACAGGAGACAAUUAAAUUGUCAGAAUCAAGUCGAAUAGUGACUUUUCAAGUGCCAAAAACUUUAUAAAGUAGUGUGGCCUAUUACAUUUUGCAUUUGACUCAUUUCCGGUUGAACAGUUAAACGUGAAGCCUAUAUGAAGAAAGAAACGUUUUUUACUGUGAUCAAAUUUAUUCAUAGAAUGGAUUACAUAAACCGACUUUGUGCUUGUAAACGUUACUGUGUCUUUCAAAGCAUCGGCCAAAACAGGAAUAGACUGGGAAUGAAACUUGUUUAUUGCCUCAGAACAUUGUUGUGUAAGACAAUGCAUAUUUAUAUAUAUUCACUCACCCAUGUUACAUUUUGAUACCAAGAAAUAAAGUUUAUUCAUUUCCACAUUCUAAAUGUUUUUCACGUCAAUUUCGACCGUGGAAAUUGAUUUUUUCUUGGAUUUUAUAAACAUCCUUUAAUUUACCAUUCGUCUUGUACGCUUUCCUAAAAAAAUGCAUAGAGGACGGACAAGCAAUUCCAACCAAUUAAUUGUUUUCAGUGAAGGUGCAAAAAGGGAAAUAAUUUGAUAUGCGUUUGGGAAAAGAUUCGAAGAAUAAAUUGAUUUCAAUUAUAUCGUCAUUGCAGUUUACACCAAGGUUGUGAGCGUGGCGAAAUCAAACUUGAUGUUAUACUCAUGGAUGCAGUGUUCUGUUUAAUGUGUAUAUACUGUGUGUAUAUUUUUGCUAGACAAUGUAUAAUCUACCGACAUCUUAAGUUGUAAUAUGUAUAAAUGUCUUUACAGUGGCUAGACUGAAGAUGAUCGGCUUGAGAAAUAUACACAUAAUAAAC
Messenger RNA from Mizuhopecten yessoensis (Yesso scallop), 1279 nucleotides. RefSeq lists its product as uncharacterized. NCBI's taxonomy places the organism in Eukaryota, Metazoa, Mollusca, Bivalvia, Pectinida, Pectinidae. The record is from RefSeq and is a predicted model, not a curated record. The coding region runs from base 170 to 529 and encodes 119 amino acids. The transcript is spliced from 2 exons.